Scleropages formosus (Asian bonytongue) is the source of this 1487-nucleotide messenger RNA. It is a transcript of the gene tomm22, whose product is annotated as translocase of outer mitochondrial membrane 22 homolog (yeast). Bases 231 to 626 code for a protein of 131 amino acids. NCBI's taxonomy places the organism in Eukaryota, Metazoa, Chordata, Actinopteri, Osteoglossiformes, Osteoglossidae. Gene Ontology annotation, biological process: intracellular protein transport. The transcript is spliced from 4 exons. The record is from RefSeq and is a predicted model, not a curated record. Gene Ontology annotation, cellular component: mitochondrial outer membrane.
UGUGGCGCCAGUCUCGUCCUAGAGCGGAACUCCAGAGACCCUUCCCGGCGUCCAACGCGCGCGUCACUCGAACGACCUCAGCUCGCGCAGCUGUACAGCACGCUUCACUGGCGCCACGAGCCGGGCUGUUGGCGGUAGAAGCUCGUGGAAACGCACGGAGGCAAUUCGUGGCGUUCAUUGAAAAACAGCUUAGUUAGUCCAAACAUCCCGGCGGAAAAAAUAAUAAACGAAUGGCUGGAAUAGAGGAGCUUUCUCCCUCAGUGGACACCCGGUCCCCUGCAGACGAAAUUGAAGGAGACGAAGAUGACGACGAGCUGGACGAGACGCUCGUGGAGAGACUUUGGGGACUCACUGAGAUGUUCCCAGACAGACUGCGCUCUGCAGCAGAGGUGUCAGCGCAGUGUUCACUCUCCGUGGCCAAGAAGCUGUACAGUUUCACACGAUCAGCACUCUGGGUGGGGACUACCUCCUUCAUGAUCCUUGUGCUGCCUGUCAUCUUUGAGACAGAGCGUCUGCAGCUGGAGCAGCAGCAACUACAACAGCAGAGACAGAUUCUGCUAGGACCUAACACUGGGAUGUCUGGCGGGAUGCCUGGUAUGAUGCCUCCAGCCCCAGGGAAGAUGUGAUCUGAAUGUCCCUCUGUGAGGCCUGGGGGCUGCACAGGGAGAAAGGGAGACUGGAAUGGGGAGAGUAACAGAGCCAAGGUGAUGAGGAGGAGGGGAGAGCAAACUGUGGAGUCAGUACACAAGUUCUUCCAAGUGCUUGAGGUUUGGCUUAGGGGCACUGCAACAUUUCCCUCCCUUCCACUGCCUCACUCAUACAACACACUGCAGAGACUGACCUCUGAUCACUGUCCUUUUACUUUUUUUAUAGUUAUAUAAAUAUGUAUAUGUUACAGGGGCUGGGGGAGGAUGAAUUAGGAAGAGGGAGUUGGACUCUUAAAUAUCAGAUUCUGUGCAGGUUUGGGCGUGCACAGAAUGGUAAUUUUGGGGGAUAGUUUAUUUUGAAGGAAUGUAGGCACAUCAUUCUCUCAAGCUACACAAUACCUGGACAAGAAUGUCACUCUGCCAACAAUUAAUAACAGCAGAACCCUGGAGUGAUGUAAAGUUUCAUGUAAAAUGCAUGUUUUGGGGCCAUUUUUGAUUCAUGCAUGGGAAGUCAGCUUAAUAGAAACAUUUAAUUGACUUUGUCAGUAUCUUCAAAAAUAAAAAAUCUGGGAAUGAAAGAAUCAAUCAUCUUUCGGGGGGAGAAGAGACAACUGCAAUGAAAGAUGUCUUAUGUGAUAUUUCAGUGUGUUCUCUGUGUCGUUUGGUACCAUAGUGUUUUUUUUCUGAUGGCCUGAGCAAGAAUGUAAAGAAUGUGACUUGCUCUUACUCACCUUUUUUCCUCAUUUUAUACCAACCCCUUUUACACUCUCUUACCUCUGCUCCCUGAGCAAAGUCAUUUUGUUGUUGUCUGACAUGACUUCAGAAAUAAAAACUGUUGGA